CUGACUCGGUGACGUCACCACCGCCCGCGCGCGCCGAGCGAGAGGGAAGAGGAAACAGCGGAGGGGGAGAAGAGGAGCGCGGGGUCACGACCUCUGACCUCUCAUCGAAGAGCAGAAAAAUUACCGACAAACGACCGACAGGAGCGGGGGAGAGAGUGCGGCGGAGAACAGCGGAGGCCGCCGGGAGCUCAGAGGAUGCGGCUGUGAGUGGAACCUCCGCCGGGCAGAGGUUCAGGAAUCUUCAGUGAUGACCAGCUCCUCCCAGCGUAUCCAGAUAAUCUCUACAGACUCAGCCGUCUCCACUCCUCAGCGUAUCCAGAUUGUAACAGAUCAGCAGACGGGACAGAAGAUCCAAAUUGUAACAGCCGUAGACUCCUCGGUGUCACCCAAGCAGCAGUUCAUCUUGGCCAGUCCGGAUGGAUCUGGAGCAGGGAAGGUGAUAUUAGCCUCCCCAGAAUCUGCCAAUGCCAAGCAGCUUAUCUUCACAACAGAAAACAUUGUGCCGGGUAGGAUUCAGAUAGUUACGGAUGCAGCUUCUGUGGAGAGACUUCUGGGGAAAACGGAAGUGCAGCGGCCUCAGAUUAUCGAAUACUGCGUAGUGUGCGGGGACAAAGCGUCAGGUCGCCACUAUGGGGCCGUCAGCUGCGAAGGAUGCAAGGGCUUCUUUAAGAGAAGCGUUCGCAAGACCCUGACGUACAGCUGUCGCAGCAGCCAGGACUGCGUCAUCAACAAACACCACCGGAACCGAUGCCAGUUUUGUCGCCUCAAAAAAUGUCUAGAAAUGGGCAUGAAAAUGGAAUCGGUGCAAAGUGAGCGGAAACCAUUUGACAUUCAUCGGGAGAAGCCAUCCAACUGCGCGGCAUCAACAGAAAAGAUCUACAUCCGGAAGGACCUGCGGAGUCCUCUCAUAGCGACGCCAACAUUCGUCUCCGACAAAGAUGGUGGGAGACAAUCGGGACUUCUCGAUCCGGGUAUGCUGGUCAAUAUUCAGCAGCCGCUCAUAAGAGAGGACGGCACUGUGGUUCUGUCUGCAGACUCCAAGACAGAAGCCAGUCAGAGUGGACUGGGAACUUUAGCAAAUGUCGUCACAUCACUCGCCAAUCUCACGGAGUCGGCAAACAAAGGGGACACUUCGGAUACCCAACCAGAGGACCAAUUCUCAAGUGAGAUCACGCGGGCUUUUGACACAUUAGCAAAAGCACUUAACACAUCAGAGUCAGCCGGCGGACAGAACCAGGCAGAAGCAGAUGGGUCGGACCCAACAGCCGGAGGGAACAUUCAUGUCAUUAGCCGGGAUCAGGCCACACCUAUCCUGGAGGUGGAAGGGCCCCUUUUGUCAGACACACAUGUCACAUUUAAGCUAACUAUGCCCAGCCCGAUGCCGGAGUAUCUGAACGUACAUUAUAUUUGUGAGUCAGCUUCCCGCUUGCUUUUCCUUUCCAUGCACUGGGCUCGGUCCAUUCCUGCCUUCCAGGCCUUGGGGCAGGAUUGUAACACCACUCUGGUGCGUGCCUGCUGGAAUGAACUGUUCACGCUCGGUCUUGCACAGUGUUCACAAGUGAUGAGCCUCUCCACCAUCCUGGCCGCCAUUGUUAACCAUCUACAGAACAGCAUACAGGAAGACAAGCUGUCCGGUGACCGGAUAAAGCAGGUAAUGGAGCACAUAUGGAAGCUGCAAGAGUUCUGUAACAGCAUGGCCAAACUGGACAUCGAUGGCUACGAAUACGCUUACCUGAAGGCUGUGGUCCUCUUCAGUCCAGAUCACCCAGGACUGUCCAGUACGGCACAGAUUGAAAAGUUUCAGGAAAAGGCACAGAUGGAGCUCCAGGACUACGUUCAGAAAACAUACCCUGAUGACACCUACAGGCUGGCGCGGAUCUUGGUGCGGCUCCCGGCUCUGAGACUUAUGAACUCUAGCAUCACAGAGGAACUCUUUUUUACCGGCCUGAUCGGCAGCGUCCCCAUCGACAGUAUAAUCCCGUACAUCCUGAAGAUGGAGACGGCGGAGUACAACGGGCAGAUCACAGGGACCAGCUUAUAGCGAAAUAGCACUUGUGUACAGACCAAGCACUUUGCAACGCACCCUUCCAGAGAGCGAGAUAACAUAUUAACGUUCGCGAGGGAGGGAGGACGUGUCCAAACACCCCGAUUAGCAGUAAUAUGUGCUGCCUAGUAGGGCCUCAGUCGGACAUUUCAGUAAUUGUAACCCAUUUCAUUGCCCAAACAGAACCGCAUCUUAAACAGCCAUAAGCAGACUGUCAGGUAGGACCGCCUAUAGGUUACACUUUCAUGUUCUGUGCAAGAGCAUAGCAGUCUAUUCAACACAAUAACAUAAGUGUACAGCUUAGAGAGGGGAAAAAAAAGUCAUAACGGCACAACUGACAGCUCAAAGAACAACGUGCUCAUGUAAUCUCAGAUGUCAG
This is a messenger RNA of Nanorana parkeri, 2423 nucleotides long. RefSeq names its product nuclear receptor subfamily 2 group C member 2 (gene NR2C2). Gene Ontology annotation, molecular function: nuclear receptor activity; zinc ion binding; RNA polymerase II cis-regulatory region sequence-specific DNA binding. Bases 248 to 2041 code for a protein of 597 amino acids. NCBI's taxonomy places the organism in Eukaryota, Metazoa, Chordata, Amphibia, Anura, Dicroglossidae. The record is from RefSeq and is a predicted model, not a curated record. The transcript is spliced from 14 exons. Gene Ontology annotation, biological process: positive regulation of embryonic development; cell differentiation; anatomical structure development.